This is a messenger RNA of Limulus polyphemus (Atlantic horseshoe crab), 837 nucleotides long. RefSeq names its product ribosomal RNA small subunit methyltransferase NEP1-like. Gene Ontology annotation, molecular function: rRNA binding; rRNA (pseudouridine) methyltransferase activity. The transcript is spliced from 6 exons. Lineage: Eukaryota; Metazoa; Arthropoda; Merostomata; Xiphosura; Limulidae. Gene Ontology annotation, biological process: rRNA base methylation. The record is from RefSeq and is a predicted model, not a curated record. Bases 8 to 718 code for a protein of 236 amino acids. Gene Ontology annotation, cellular component: nucleolus; small-subunit processome.
AUCCGUCAUGGCGGCAAAAAGGAAGUAUACCGACGAUGAUGAUAAUGAAUCGUUUGUAAAUAGUGAAAAAAUUAGCGUUCCUUCUCAUAUUCGUAAUCAGCAAAAGCGACUUAUAAUAAUAUUAGAAAAAGCAAAUUUAGAGACAGUCAAGGUUGGGAAGAAUUUUGAGCUUUUGAAUUGUGAUGACCAUCAAUCACAAAUGAAGAAAUACAAUAAAAACCCAGGACAGUGUCGUCCAGACAUUGUACACCAGUGUUUACUGAUGCUAUUUGACAGUCCAUUGAAUCGAGCAGGAUUCCUACAAGUGUAUGUCCAUACAGACAAAAAUGUUCUUAUUGAAAUAAACCCACAGACUAGGAUACCUAGAACAUUUAAACGAUUUGCCGGACUGAUAGUACAACUUCUACACAAACUGAGCAUUCAUGCGGCUGAUGGGCCUCAAAAGCUACUCAAAGUUAUUAAAAACCCUAUAACACAACAUUUGCCUGUAGGAUGCAAGAAACUAGUAACUUCAUAUCAUGCCAAUAAGCUUGUAAAUCCAAGAGAACUAGCUCCACCUAGUGAACCUGUUGUCAUAGUUGUUGGAGCGAUGGCCCAUGGAUCAGUUGAUGUUGAUUAUACAGAAGACACAAUUGCCAUCAGUGAAUACCCACUAUCAGCUGCUCUGACCUGCUCAAAAUUGUGUACAGGAUUUGAAGAAGCUUGGGGCAUCCACUAGCAUCGCUAAGCCUUUUUCCACGUUAUACUUGUUUAGUUUAUAAUUUCAAAAACUUGUUCAUGUAAAUCUUGAAUGUGUGAAUAUAUAAAAGAGGAUUUUUCUCAAAAAAAUCAAAUAUA